AUGCCGGACGGCCACCCGUUCAGAUAUUGCUUCCUCCGCCCCGGAGCCGCGAAACAGAUCAUAAUUCAACGUCAGCACCCCCCCUCGCUCGUUUUUUGGCUGCGUACAGGAGGACGAAGAAUUAUUUUUUCUUCCAAUCGGCAGAGCAUUUAUCUACGGAGUCUCCAGAGGGAGGGGGGACGGGUGGGCAUGGCGAGCGAGGUUCUUCCGGCCUCCGAUGAAGCUGCUGUACCCAAACAAAGCUGGCACCUAUCGCCUGGUUCAGGCCCUCGACAUGUGCUUACGUCGUGAUCUGAAUCGGUCGACCCCAUGGUGACACGGCGCACUUUGCGGUAAUAGUUAUUUAGUCGCCGUUCGUGAGCACUACGUCGACGAGAGGAGACUGCUUGUUUUGACAUCUUCUGGGAAUACUAUUUCUUGUAUUUUUCCGGUAAGGUAAACGUGUUCAAAGCUUCUCGAAUACAUGUAGUCGUAUCCCGGUACGAAGAGGUGAUGUCUUGCUUCUCUUGCGCUUGUACCCCGUGCCGCAUGUCGUACGGUAAUCGUUGGUUGUGUAGAAGCGCGCGGUUUCGUGAUAUACAAGUGUUGAUGGGAUACUAUAAGUAGAGAGGAACAGGCAAUCCAUAUUUCGGGUUCCUCUGAAAAGGGGACCGCCUUUAUUUCCAGUUUCUGUCGGAAAAGACGAAAAUACGAGGGGAAGCAGUUAUGUCUUCCGUUCUCGGGACAAUGGCGGUGUCGGUUCGAAUGGUGAAAUACUGCUCCUCCGUGGUGAUGGUUGCGUCGUGGCGGGAGAUUGGGUUGGUCUUGUGGUCGGGAGACGGGCCACGUUUUCUAAGUGAUUUGAGAGGUUUCCUUUUGGGUUGAGCAAACGCAUGGCUGUGUUGUCGCGUGAUUUGCGAGGUCUGAGAUCU
Messenger RNA from Ectocarpus sp. CCAP 1310/34, 911 nucleotides. The record is from the annotation of a GenBank genome assembly. Lineage: Eukaryota; Phaeophyceae; Ectocarpales; Ectocarpaceae.